This is a messenger RNA of Rhipicephalus sanguineus (brown dog tick), 3571 nucleotides long. Its product is annotated as calcitonin gene-related peptide type 1 receptor. Bases 1 to 1803 code for a protein of 600 amino acids. The record is from RefSeq and is a predicted model, not a curated record. Gene Ontology annotation, biological process: adenylate cyclase-modulating G protein-coupled receptor signaling pathway; cell surface receptor signaling pathway. Gene Ontology annotation, molecular function: G protein-coupled peptide receptor activity. The transcript has 15 exons. Gene Ontology annotation, cellular component: plasma membrane. Lineage: Eukaryota; Metazoa; Arthropoda; Arachnida; Ixodida; Ixodidae.
AUGGACGUGCAACCCCAAGAGGUUCCGUCCGGUUCCGGUUCAACCGCGGGGAUCGCCUCGAGGAAGCGUGGUAACACAGCAAGCGAGAGCGAGGACACCGAGCUGUACUCCGCAUCAGGCGAUGAGUCCUCCGAAGACGGCUUUCAACCUGUGUUGUACCGCAAGGCCAAACGAAGAAUCAUCAACGCAUCGUCGGCGUCAAGCACAACCACUGUGAAAACUGCGCCUCAGCGGUGGCCCCACUCCAUCCUGUUUGUGCCACAGAACGCUAUCGACAAUCUGCGUGUCCUCAACAGGCAAGCAUUGUCUUUGUACCUUGAAAACACAGUGCCAAACGAGAUCAAGGAUAUCAGGCUAAACACGAGGAAAAACAUUUUGGCAAUCGAUGUCAUGAACCCGAGUGCGCUGAGCACGCUGCAGCAUGUAACGCAGCUGGGGAACAUCAAAGUCCGGCCAAUCAUUCCAGCGGAUGGUGCCACCGUAGCAGGUGUCAUCUAUGACAUCGACACUGAAAUCGCCAAUGAAGACCUCUCAGUGCUUAUAAAACCGGCGAAUGAAAACAACGUCAUUGUGCAUGUAGGUCGCCUAGCUGGACCGCGAUGCCCUGCCACAUGGGACGGGUGGACUUGCUUUAAAGACACACCCGCCGGAACUACAGUGCGAAAGCCGUGUCCUACACACGCGUACUUCAUCACCGAGACACCACAGUGCAUCAAGACAUCAAAAAAAAUUUGCUGGGACAACGGCACGUGGUACUACAGCCAAGAGUAUGGCAAGGAGUACACCUUCUAUGACUGCGGUUCACUAGAGUAUCAUCGUUCCAUGACCAUCUUCUCCAUCGUGCUUCACUCCCUGUCGGUCGUCGUCCUCGUCCCGGCCAUCGUCAUUUUUUCCGUCUACAAGCAACUCCAGGUUCACCGCAUCUCCUUGCACAAGAACUUCUGCGUUGCCAUGGUGCUGUACGACAUCAGCGUCAUCCUCGUAGACUCGGUGUUCAUCCUGGACCACGUCAAUGAGGAGAAGAACAUACGCGUCAACCAGAAUCCGAACCUGUGCAAGGUGUUGUACACACUCUCACGCUAUUUCCGGCUGUGCCAGUACGCAUGGAUGUUCUGCGAAGGCUUCUACCUGCACAAGUUGAUCGCAUCUGCAUUUGCCGAGCAGAAGUCACUGCUAAUUUUCUACGUCGUAGGAUGGGGUUGCCCUGCCGUCUUCGUGAGCAUCAGCGCCAUCUUGCGAGCCGUGCGGGCGGGUCACCCUUGCUGGAUGGACAACGUAGAAGGAUAUAACUGGAUCACGCUGGCGCCGGGCCUCUUCUGUCUGUUCGCCAAUUUUAUUUUUCUGUGCAACAUCAUCCGCGUACUUGUCACCAAGUUGAGGAGCACCCAUGCCAACGAGCCAAGCCAAUUUCGGAAAGCCGUACGAGCUGUGCUGGUGCUGUUCCCAUUGUUCGGCAUGCAUUUCCUCAUGACUGUGUACCGCAGCCCAUCCAACUGCGGUGCUUGGGAGGUUUAUCAGUACAUCAGCAAAGCGUCAGAUGGCCUGCAGGGAUUUUUCGUGGCCGUCAUAUUCUGCUACUUCAAUGGAGAGGUGCUGUACCUGCUGCGGCGUUCCUACGGACGAUACCGCCUGCAACGAGGCUUCUCCAGCCGGAGAAGUCACAGCAUGGCCAUGACCCGCAUGUCCGUCUCGACGCACGUGUCUUCGGUCGGCGAUUCGCUUAACCCCAACAACGGUUCCGUUAAGAAGUACACGUGCACACGCAACGGCGACACCAUACUGGAGGACGAAGUCUGGAACUGACACAGAAUCCGCCGCCACCUCCUCCUGGGCGAAUCCAAAAAGCGGCACAACUCGACUACUCAGCAUCCCGUGUUUCCCGUUCGCACCUCUUUUCGCCCAGUCGGUGCGAAACAACGGAACCCGUUUAGCCAGGACCGUCGUCUCAAAACGAAUGCAGCGCUCGUAUUUGGGUCAGGGUGGCCGGUUUCAAGUCAACUGUGAAAGUGCUUAGCGCCUGUAUACGGACACCACACACGACGCACACGGCGAACUUUCGUUGGAUGAUGGACGCAAGGCCUUCCAGAACGAACAAAGUAAUAACGUCUCUUCUUGGAAAUUUUAUCCCCGGGCUUUGUGAACCAGCCUGAAAGAGACACUUCCGCCUUUGCACAGUCAGCUCGAAAGAACGUUAGGCAUACGAGCCCAGUGAGCCUCGCGAAAGUGCUUAACCUAUAGUCGGGUACUCCUCGUUAACGUCAGACUCUCAGGGUGCAUUCGAAUUGGAUUACCCUUCCGUGCGGUGUACACUGCAGAGAACAUUACCGGCUGUGGGUGGCUGUUAAGUGACCAUGCCUACGGUGUGCUGCGAGGUGUGCUGCGUCGCGCGCUCGUUUAUUGGUGGCCCGGAUUACAAGAAAAAUUGUCCGGCAGAUACAACCGACCCUGACUUCCCGAAAGGAGCAGCCGGUACAAUCAAGAUCGCUUUACGUAUAGCCGAGUUUAUGUGCGGAAUUAUCAGGCACUCGCUGGCAGAGCAUGUGAGCGCUGUGCGAAAACAAAAAUUCCCACUAGUCAACAAACUUAUGCGAUCAUUGUCAGGUGCUCCCUUCGACUACGUCACUGGGAACUCGACUCCACCGGAUCCCCUCUCCAUGCUCCCACAAUUGUACGGAGUUGUCAUCUUUUCUAUGGCUCUUGAACACAGCAAUGCAAAGAGAGAACCAGAGCCAGAGACUGCAUAGUCGCCUUCGGAAUAUAAAUGGAUUGAAUACGCUCUUCAGUACGCUUCGACUCCAACCUUACUCGGAGAGGGAGCUACGGUGAUUACGCACAGGACCGAAGCGUCUCAUCUUCUUCAUGAAGCAAAUGCUAGUGCAAGCAUUCAAGUCUCAGAGCAACUAACUUAAUUAUCACAGACGUCGGACGUCGUGUCCACCUGUCGAAUCAUCACUCCUUAUCUCCGUUAUUUUCCCUGCACAACGCUUCCGGCAACUCUUCUAUAACGAUGAUAUGCAUGACCACGGGAAGGGCUCCCUCGGAACUGCAUUUUCGUCAAUGACAAGUAUCUUCUGUGGUUACCAACGAGGCUUAUCGCGACGAUGAAACACAACCGGUAGCGCUGAACCAAACUCUGACAAUGCAUCGGAAGUGCUGGUUGCGUCGUUGAGACGACAUGCUUCUAUGGUGCCGCAAGUGUUGUGUGCAGUGCAGUGCCGUGUUCAGUUCACGGAGUGCCCCGUUGCGCCACACGUGAUGUCACUGAAGAAUGACCCAGCAGCUCUAUACAGGUAAAAACUGACCGCAUCGAAGCCCUUGUGGUGCAGUGUUGAUGAGAGAUUUUUCAGUGAUGAACUGAAGGGCACAAAAUACUCAGAACUGAAGAAAGCGAUGCCAUUUGCGGACAGACCGAUUUCUUCGUUGUGUAAAUGUUGUGACUUCAAGCUUCAAGCCCUUCACCUCUGCGGUGCCAGCGUUCACAAUCGAAUCUAUUAUUAUGUGUUAUUUAUUACAUGUCAUCGUUCAUCAGUGCAAUUCAAAGGUCAUUAAAUAUCAUUAAUCGUUGUUCAAA